AUGGGCGCAGCGCUCAACCCGGAUGGCGGCGCGUCUCCAGAGGCAGCGCCAGGCGACACCAGACCAGCCGAGGUGGCAAUCGUUGCCGAUGACGACCAGGAUUCCUCGAUCGGCGAGGAAGACUUGGACAAUGAGCUUUCGGUAGCGUCGCUGAGGUCUAGUAUCCUUAGCUACCAGAUGGAGAAUGGGUUUGGCUACCAUGGCCUGAACAAAGGAAGAAAGCAGUACUUUGCCCCGGGAGCAGACACCGCCAAGCGUGUCAUGGAUGCCGGUACUGGAACGGGAAUUUGGGCCAUUGACUUCGCCGAUUCUCAUCCCCAAGCCGAGGUCGUCGGUGUCGACGUUGCACCCAUCCAGCCAUCAUUUGUGCCUCCCAACUGCCGAUUCGAGAUUGACGACCUCGACAAGGAGUGGACUUGGGCAUUCAAGUGGGACUACAUAUUCACUCGAACCAUGAAUGCGGCCUUCGCAGAUUGGGAGGUCUACUGUAAGAAAGUAUUCGACAACUUGGAGCCUGGAGGCUGGCUAGAGAUCAUUGACGCCAUGUAUCCCAUCUCCUGCGACGACGGAACCCUCAAGCCCGACUCUUCUCUCCAGCAAUGGAACGAUCUCCUCAUCAAGGGCGCUGAAGCGCUCGGCCGUCCCAUCACCGAGCCUCAGCACCACAAACAGCGUGUGCUCGAUGCUGGCUUCGUCAACGUCGAGGAAAAAAGAUAUUGCUGGCCGACGAACCGGUGGCCCAAAGACAAGAACCUCAAGGAGGUCGGGUUGUGGACGCUGGCUAAUGUGGAAGGCAAUCUCGAGCAUGUGAGCAUGGCUCUCCUUGCGCGGGGAGCGGGCAUGUCCCGGGAAGAGGUUUUAUCCUUUCUGGCUGGGGUGAGAAAGGACUUACGGGAUACCAAGAUCCACGCGUACUGGUCUAUCACUGUGGUGUAUGGUCAAAAGCCAACGACAACCUCUGAGGGUUCCUGA
Molecule: messenger RNA, 972 nt
Organism: Thyridium curvatum
Lineage: Eukaryota; Fungi; Ascomycota; Sordariomycetes; Thyridiales; Thyridiaceae
Exons: 8
Coding region: 1-972 (323 amino acids)
Molecular function (GO): methyltransferase activity
Source: RefSeq, a predicted model, not a curated record